Aspergillus terreus NIH2624 is the source of this 963-nucleotide messenger RNA. RefSeq names its product PIG-F family protein. NCBI's taxonomy places the organism in Eukaryota, Fungi, Ascomycota, Eurotiomycetes, Eurotiales, Aspergillaceae. Gene Ontology annotation, cellular component: endoplasmic reticulum membrane. Bases 1 to 963 code for a protein of 320 amino acids. The transcript has 4 exons. Gene Ontology annotation, biological process: GPI anchor biosynthetic process. The record is from RefSeq and is a predicted model, not a curated record.
AUGUGUGGAGAGAAUGCGCCCCGAAACAGGCAACUUGACACCUCAGGCAUCACAAUCUCCGGACCUCCGCCAAAAACACUUCACCAUCUCAACUUCACCUUCACCUUCAACCUCCAACAACCCAACACAUCAAUUCCCCCAGACACCAUGUCGUCCCCAGCACAACCCCCUCCCCCUCCCAAAUCGCCCCCUCCGACAACCAUCCAACCCACCCAACUCGCGCAGACCUACGCAACCGUCCACCCACUGCUCCUCCUCUCCCUGCUCGCCGCCCGCUUCCACGCCCUGAUCGCCGACCCCGUCGCCGAGCUCACCAACGCCCUGCCCCUGCUCGCCGUCCUGCAAGUCGCCUAUAUGACCAUCUGCCUCCCACCCGCCGGCGAGGACCACGCCCAUCACCCCGACGAGAAAGACCGCGAGGCAAAGAAAUCCAUCCCAGCCGGCAUGGUCCUGCGGCCCGGGAAACCGGGGUACCGGCGGCGGGCGAACGCCUCCUCGUCAGGGAAUGCCGUCAUGGCCAAGGUGAUUCCCUCCCUCCUCAGCCUAACAUUGACCACCCUCCUCGCAACCCCCGUCCUCGCCCUGUGUCUCGUGCUCUUCGGCGCCCCCGUGACAACCCACCACGCCGAGACGGCGCUCUGCGCCGCGCACAUGGCCGUGCUGGCUGCCACCGCGCUGAUCUACACGCACGGCGUCGACGGCGCCGUCUGGAAGGAGGUCUGGGGCGCGUCUCGCCCGGCGGAUGCGGUGUGGGGGGCGGCGUUGGGGACGUGUGUUGGUGCGUGGUUGGGGGCUAUUCCUAUUCCGCUUGAUUGGGACCGCCCGUGGCAGGCGUAUCCGAUUACCAUUCUUACCGGCGCGUAUAUCGGCCACUGUGUGGGCAGUUUUCUGGGUCGCUCGCUGCUGUUUGGGAAGAGGCUGGUGCUGGUGCCGGGGCCUGCGCCUGCGCCAGUUAGCUCGUAG